AAUCCAUAGAUGGCGCGCUCGCUGCAUCUACUACGUCAUCGGUCAUACAUUCAUAUGAACUUGGUUAGAAACACUGGAUGUACCUUUGCCUUUGCGUACGUCAUCUCUUUUUCACAGAAAAACUUUACAAAAAAUAGCGAAGAACAGUAACUCCAUAGCUUUAAGAUGAUCACAGACGUGCAGUUAGCUAUAUUCUGCAACAUUCUAGGAGUUGCGCUGUUUUUCUUAGUCUUUCUCUUCCACUACAUAAAUGCAAAUUACACGAAAUGAAGAAUGGAGAAUUGUAAUGCUCGAAGAAAUCGGCUUAAUAUAACCUAUCCUAUGUUGCUGGAUCAUCAGCUGCGAAUCAGUUUGUACAUGUUUCCUUCUCAUUGAUUGUAAAAUAUCCAAUAUGUUAUUUUACAAUUCAAAAAUGUCAGAUCAUUUCAUUGCAUAUCGCAUGACAGAUAAAAAUUAUAUAAUUGUUUUCAUAUAAAAAUAUUUCUAAAAAGAU
Wasmannia auropunctata (little fire ant) is the source of this 493-nucleotide messenger RNA. Its product is annotated as dolichyl-diphosphooligosaccharide--protein glycosyltransferase subunit 4. Bases 166 to 270 code for a protein of 34 amino acids. The transcript has 2 exons. The record is from RefSeq and is a predicted model, not a curated record. Lineage: Eukaryota; Metazoa; Arthropoda; Insecta; Hymenoptera; Formicidae. Gene Ontology annotation, cellular component: oligosaccharyltransferase complex.